AAACUAUGAAAUCAAGCAAAACUGAUUCUCUAAUAUUUUUAUCAAGUGAAUAUAUAUGCAAUAUAUAUACACGUUCAAUUCAGCUUGAAUUUCGCAAUCUUCACUAUCUGCCAUUAAACCUACUGUUUCUCUACUGCAUGACACCAGAGUGUGAUAUUUCAACAUGUCAUUAGAUUCAAAUUGACUCAAAAUUGUGUCUAACUAAAAUGAGAAAAAAAAUAAAUAUACUUAAAAAUGCUGCACAAUAUGUAAUUUUAAACUAGUAUCUUACCUCUAUAUUUAUUAGUUCAUUAGCAUCAUUAAUUAAUAACGGACAAGACACGACUUGUACUUGGGAGGAACGCGGCAAUUCACAUGUACUUAGUAAAAACGCAGGAUCUGACCGGAAGGUGUUGCAUUUAUGAUAAAUAAUGUUA
Molecule: messenger RNA, 416 nt
Organism: Acanthoscelides obtectus
Lineage: Eukaryota; Metazoa; Arthropoda; Insecta; Coleoptera; Chrysomelidae
Source: the annotation of a GenBank genome assembly